This is a messenger RNA of Fusarium vanettenii 77-13-4, 672 nucleotides long. RefSeq lists its product as uncharacterized. The transcript has a single exon. The record is from RefSeq and is a predicted model, not a curated record. The coding region runs from base 1 to 672 and encodes 223 amino acids. NCBI's taxonomy places the organism in Eukaryota, Fungi, Ascomycota, Sordariomycetes, Hypocreales, Nectriaceae.
AUGGAUGAACUUAUAUUUCUUUCCGAACCUAAGAGUGAGGAGCACUUCAGCCCAUACCAAGAAGCGCUCUUCCCCAGGCUUGCCGACGACAAAUGUUCUCGCGAUGAAGCUCAGGUCAUUCUCAAAGGACACCUCCCAGACAUAUAUGGCAAGUAUGAGGCAUUCCUAAAAAGCAAGAAACCAUCGCCUGCUCUGCCGCAUAUGCCGGCCUUUGAGCUUCGCCCUUGGCACCUGCCCAUUCAAGUACAGGACUGGUUUAUAAAGGCCUUGCCAUUCAUCAACGGUACGGGUAAGGGUCGGCCCUCCUCGCUCGUCCUUAUUGGACCGCCCGGAUGCGGGAAGACUACGUUGGCUCUAACCUUUGGCCACCCGGCUUUCAUGGUAGAUCGCUGGGACGUGGGUAAGGUGCGGAGGCCCGGCAUCACUCACGUCGUGCUGAAGAACGUCGACUUGCAAAAUCUGUCAUGCAAGCGGCACCUGGCUGGCUAUCAAAUGCAGCUUUUCGUCGAGGGACAAGAUGGAAGAAGCAUGACCAUACCUUUCGGACGUCCAGUCAUUUGGGUAUGCGACCCAGAUAUAAGCCCUCUCAAUGAUCCAGAGGUGGGACCAUAUAUGACCGACCCUGGCUCUGGCACCGUCAUCGUGAAUAUCACGGAUAAGUUAUAUGAGUGA